Chelmon rostratus (copperband butterflyfish) is the source of this 9174-nucleotide messenger RNA. It is a transcript of the gene ptpn13, whose product is annotated as protein tyrosine phosphatase non-receptor type 13. The record is from RefSeq and is a predicted model, not a curated record. The coding region runs from base 315 to 8075 and encodes 2586 amino acids. Gene Ontology annotation, biological process: peptidyl-tyrosine dephosphorylation. Gene Ontology annotation, molecular function: phosphatidylinositol 3-kinase regulatory subunit binding; protein tyrosine phosphatase activity. Gene Ontology annotation, cellular component: nucleus; cytoskeleton; cytoplasm. The transcript has 49 exons. NCBI's taxonomy places the organism in Eukaryota, Metazoa, Chordata, Actinopteri, Chaetodontiformes, Chaetodontidae.
GGGAGCUCAAUGGUGUGUAGUGGCCAUCAAACACGACUUCUGAGCAGUUCCGAAGAAGAUAUUUGUUUACUUUUUUAAAAAAACUGCGGCAGCUCGGAAAACAAUACCCGAAGUGUGGUGGAUUUUCACAUCUAAACCCUCUAUGGAAAGUUAAACCUGUUGCCUGCCUGCCUCGCCGCACAGUCGACCACUAUCCAAGAUGUUGCUUUGUGGAUGGGAUGGCCUCUGGUCCCGCUUGUGUGCGCACUCAUAGCCUCGUUGGAGUACGAACAUUUUCCUCUCAAGUGGUUGUGUAGCUCUCCUCGCCUGGAAAGAUGCAUGUGUCUCUAGCAGAAGCCUUGGAGGUUCGCGGAGGUCCACUCCAGGAGGAGGAGGUCUGGGCAGUGCUCAGCCAGAGUGCUGAGAGCCUCCAAGAACUCUUUCACAAAGACCCUGCAGCCAUGGGCUUCAUCAUCUCUCCCUGGUCCCUCCUGCUCAUGCCCUCUGGCAACAUCUCCUUCACAGACGAGUAUGUCACCCAGCAGGACUUGCGACCCUUCACAGCUCCAGAGGUCCUGGACGGGGUGUCUUUGUCUUCAGUGUCUGAUAUAGAGAAGAUGCACAUGUACUCUCUGGGAAUAACCCUGUUCUGGGGAGCAGACUAUGAGAUCCCCCAAAGUCAGCCCAUGAAGUUGGGGGAACACCUAAACAGCCUUCUUCUCAACAUGUGUGAUGAUGUUACAUUGAGUCGAAUGUCACUGCGCACGGUGCUGGACAUCUGCAGCAAACACAUUCGAAACUCCAGUUGUGACCCUCCCCUGUCCUAUAUCCGGAAACUGGUCCGGUUAGUACUGGGCAGCCUUUCCCAGCUGGAUGGUCUGCUGACUGAUAGAGAGUCUCUUCCGGAGCGGAGUAAGGAGAUUCGGGAGAGACUCAGGGGCAAAGGUUUGCCCGCAGGGAGGAGUGCCGCCCCCAGGGUUCUGGAGCGCUACCGAACCAGGACUCAGGAGCAGUCGUCUCUUAACCGGGGCCUCAGUCGAUCCAUGGGCUCUCUGCCAAUCCAGGACCUGUUGAAGGCUGAUGAGGGGGCAGCCCUACAAUAUUCUCCAUCUGACUAUCACCCCAACUCCGAAUCCCCCACAGAAUUCUACCCCAAACCCCCCUCACUCCAUCACCAGCACUCCUAUCCCUAUCUGCACCCCCUUCACCCUCAGCAAAAAGGCCGGCCCGUUGAACUGGACCGGAGGUCUUUACCCUUCCACAGUAGGGACCCGGGCCCUUCUCAGGCUAGGAAGACCUGGGCUUCUUCUGUGGACUUGGCUUGCAUUGACCCAGAGGCACUCCGUUUUGGGGCUUUGGAGGAUGCACGGAGGGGCAGCAGUGCCAUAAGUACCCACUCCAUUGGCCGGCGCAAAUCACCCUUGCAGGCAUCCAGGGAGAGGGAUUCUCGCUACCCUGAGUUUGGCGGGCUGAAGAGUAGGAAGCCUCAUCACCACUCAGCCCUGUCAGUAGGCUCAGGCCUCACUGGCGCCUAUGACAGGAUAAAGGAGAGGCAGAGGAAACUCCAGGUGCUGAGGCAAGCAGUGGAUGACCCAGUCCACACCCACCAGAGGUACCACAGUGAUUACAGUUCAUCCAGUGAAAGCCCCUCAGUGACCUCUGAUCCAGAAUACAGGCAAGCUAAGAAACCAGGUGAGGUGAGGAGGUAUGGCUCCCAGCUGGCACUUUCCUCUGAACACGAUGCCCUGUCGCUGACAAGUCACAACACACACAGGCUCAGGCAGUAUGAAGGAGCAUCUGAUGAAGGUCUGGUUGGAGCAGAGCUGCUCCUCCAGAAGCAGGAGGAGGAGGUGGAGCGGCUCCAGGCCCACCUGGCCAGCAGGCUGUCCAGGGCCAAUCUGUACCCCACAGAUGACCCCCUGGUCCCAUCUCGCACUUCCAUGCUCGACCUUCGAGACCCCCUGUACACCUCUGCUGCAGCACUUCGUAAACCCAAGAACUUCCAUGGGCCUGAGUUUGUGAAGAUGGCCAGUGAGCCCUGUGUUGCCUUAUCUGUUCCCUCUUCAAUAAUGAAACGUGGUAAGGUGGAGGAAGUGCAGAGGAAGGUUGGUGUGGUGCUGCUGAAUGGCCAAAAGCUGGAGCUGAGCUGUGACAUCAAGGCAGUGUGUAAAGAUGUUCUUGAUAUGGUGGUUGCCCACAUCGGGCUUGUGGAGCACCAUCUCUUCGGCCUAGCAUACCUCAGAGAUAAUGAGUUUUUCUUCGUUGAUCCUGAUGCCAAACUGUCCAAAGUGGCCCCAGAGGGAUGGAAGGAGGAUCCUAAAAAGAAGAAAUCCGAUGUGCCUUUUAAUCUUUUCUUACGCAUCAAAUUCUUCCUUGAUGAUGUCAACCUCAUACAGCAUGCUAUGACCAAACAUCAAUACUACCUACAGCUGAGGAAGGAUAUCUUGGAGGAGCGGAUGCGCUGUGACACAGAAAAUGCCAUGAUCCUUGCUUCACUGGCGCUGCAGGCUGAAUUCAGUGACUACCAAGCUGAGCUGCACGGGAAGACUUAUUUCAGGCUGGAGCAUUACCUGCCGGUGUCGGUCCUGGAUAAGGUGAACCAGACAGUCAUCAAGGAGGAGCUGCUGAAACUUCACAGCAACUACUAUGGGGCAUCUGACACUGAGGCAGAGUUUGAGUUUCUCAAGGUGAGCCAGAGGCUGACAGAGUAUGGUGUCCAUUUCCAUCGGGUGCUUCCCGAGAAGAGGUCCCAGACGGGCAUCAUGCUGGGUGUCUUCUCCAAGGGGGUGCUCAUCUUUGAGGUCCUUAAUGGGAACCGUACCCCGGUGCUAAGGUUCCCCUGGAGGGAGACAAAAAAGAUUUCCUUUACAAAAAAGAAGAUUUGCCUUCAGAACACGUCAGAUGGGAUUAAGCACCUGUUUCAGACGGACAGCAACAAAACCUGUCAGUAUCUGCUACAGCUCUGCUCUGAUCAGCACAAGUUCCACCUGCAGAUGAAGGCCCGCCAAAACAACCAGGAGCUUCAAGACCUAGAGAACUGCCCCUUGAGCAGCUUGCAGUACUCCCUUGACCCUAGGAGUCGAGACUCAGUGGGGAGGACCGUGAGCUCAGGCAGCCUGGCCCCCAGCUUAUCAACACGCUCCAACCCAGACCACCUGAAGAGGAUCUCCUACUCAGAAGUGGCCCUCAACAAGGCACCAUCUGGCCCACUGUUGGUCCAGGAUGAGCUUCAAUUUCCAGGUUUCAACCCAGUGGCUUCCACGAUCCUUUCCAAUCCGCGAAUAAUGAGCCGCUCCCACCACAACCUAGGACAGAUGCCAGAGUCUCCAGAGCACAGAGUGGCGGAGUCAUACAGUGGCCAGUCACACAGCGGACUGAGUCAGGCACCACCCGGCCAACUGGCCUCUCAUUUCCAGCAACACCAGCGAGCCAGCUCAGACACAGACUCCCUCUCACACCAACAGGACAAAUCAUUUGGCACAGUGACACACAGCAGCCCAGUGUGGAGUCUCACCCGGUCCAAAAAAGAAUCUGACACUUCUUCCGUAGAGGACACUGGCCAAGCAUAUGUAGUAGGUGUCAGUAUGCACAGUUCCUCUGCACCGCCUUCAACCCCAGCUUCUGUUAACGACUCACUCAAGAAAAAGCUCAGUGCCUUACCAUCUCCAGAGAGAGAAAUCACAACUGUAAACCUGAAGAAAGAUGUGAAAUAUGGCCUGGGGUUCCAGGUCGUAGGAGGGGAGAACUCUGGUCGUAUGGACCUUGGCACCAUCAUUAGCUCCAUCACUCCUGGGGGUCCUGCUGAUGUCAACGGCUGCCUGAAACCUGGUGACCGGCUGAUCUCAGUGAAUGACGUGAACCUGCAAGGGCUCUCACAUGCCACCACGAUAGAUAUCCUCCAAAAUGCUCCUGAUGAUGUUACUCUGGUGGUGUCACAACCCAAGGAGAGGCUCUACAAAGAAUCUUCUUCAGGUUAUGUUCCCUACCAAGUCAAGUCUGUAUUGAAGGCACUCGACUCUGGCCAGAGACGAGAACCAGACUUUGAUACCUCUUCAGAGGAGCAGGCGGGAACAGGAAGCCCCAGCCCUCCUCUCCAGAGUGGUGGCACACCGUCAUCCACCUCGUCCCCAGUCCAUCAGCACACCAGCCUCAGUUCUCAGGACUCCAGGACAAGCGGUGUUGCUAAAAUCAGCCAACCCCCUGCUAAUGGAGUUCUGCAGUGCCUAGAAAGAGCCAAAGCUGCUGCCACAGCUGCACCCAUUGCCCAGCAUCAUAGACCAGAACCUAACGUGGGUGUGGAUCCUACGCCGCCGGCUCUGCCACCCAAAACUAGGAAAGCUAAAUUGUUGGAAGCUCCCAAAGUUUCCGAGCAUUCUGACUGGGGGGAUUCGGACAUGGAUGAGGAGACUUAUUCCAGUAGUCAAGAGAAACUCAAAGUCAAAAAGGAAUACAUCAUGGAAAAUUUAAAUGGUAAUGCCCCAGGGGUCAAUAGUCUCCGUCCAGGAGAACUAUUUGACGUUGAGCUGUCCAAAAAAGACAGCAGCCUGGGCAUAAGUGUCACGGUACUGUUCGGCAAGGGGGGAGUGAACACAACUGUUCGACAUGGAGGCAUCUACGUCAAGGCCAUCAUACCAAAAGGAGCUGCUGAGCUCGAUGGACGGAUACACAAAGGUGAUCGCGUGGUGGCCGUCAAUGGUAAAAGUCUGGAGGGAGCCACUCAUCAGCAGGCAGUGGAGGCUCUCAGAGACACUGGGCAGACAGUGCACUUGUUGCUGGAGAAGGGUCAUCUGCCUGCAGACAGCGUCCAUGCUCCCCUCACACCUCAGUGCACUCCACCAUGUGCCGCCAGCAACCGAGACCAGACCAAGGGCAAAGAGCAGCCACUUGAGGUCAAAGAAAAACUGGAGUACAGCUUUGUUACACCAGAUAAUGUGUUUGAGGUGUGCCUGUUGAAGAACACAUCAGGGCUGGGUUUCAGUUUUAGUCGAGAGGAGAGCAUCCCAGACGAGCCCCACGGCUCCAGCAUGGUGCGGGUUAAAAAGCUCUUUCCUGGCCAACCGGCUGCAGAGAGCGGUCGCAUCAAAGUGGGCGACGUCAUCAUGCGGGUCAAUCAAACCUCCCUCAAAGGACUCUCGCAACAUGAGGUGAUAUCAGCCUUGCGAGGAACAGGACAGGAGGUGACUUUGCUCCUCUGUAGACCUGAACAUGGGGUUCUUCCUGAAAUGGACAAUUCAGCUUUGACACCCAUGCCAUCACCCCGAAAGGAGCCACUGACCCAGGCAGAGUCCAGCCUGAACUUCGGCAGAACAACCUCUCCUCUGGAUACACAAAGCAAGAGGAGUCAGUUCAUGGUGGAGGAGGCCCUAGAUAGGCUGCGUUUCAAAACCCCCGGCCGACACAACAGCUACAGUGACAGCACUGAUGGGGAUGAGGAGGUGGAAGAAGCCUUCAGCCCGAGCGCUGUGGAGCACAGCAGGAAAACUUGGGACCAGAGUGUGUACCACACCCCCAGCAGCAAUCUGGGACUGGGACGCUACGACAGCACUGGUCAGCUGGACGAAACCAUCCACUCAGCCUUCUACUCCCCAAACCUGUCAAUGACGCGGUCGGACCUUAGCAAGAGGUGUCCUUCAUCCCCCAUGACAGCUGAUCUGGAGGCCCUCCCCCCCACUGCUCCAAGCCCAGAUCCCCUGCCUCCUCCACUGCCUCUGCCCUUAAACCUCACCUUGUCUGGCAAUGGACAUGACAUGGAGGAAUUGGUCCCGGUAAGAACUGAGGAAGAGAAGCGUUCAAGAUGGAAAGAAGUUGAGCUCAAGGUCUCCUUGGUGAAGUCAGAAAAAGGCAGCCUGGGCUUCACCCUCACCAAAGGUAAUGAUCACGGAUGCUACAUCCAUGACAUCGUCCAGGAUCCAGCCAAAGGAGACGGACGGCUCAGGCCCGGGGACCGAAUGAUUAUGGUAAACAACACAGAUGUGAGCAAUAUGGGCCACACCGAGGUGGUAAAUCUUGUGCGUGCAGCCCCCUGUGUGGUUGACUUGGUGGUAGGGAGGGUCUUGGAGGCUCCCAAGCCCCCCAUAGAAGCCCACCUGCUGCCUGACAUUUGUUUUAAGGGCAGCCAAGAACCACUGGGUUUGGUACUGGACGGUGGCAGUGACAGCGUAUACGGUGUCUUGUUUGUGAAAGACAUCCUGCCAGGUUCGAUGGCCUUUGAGGAAGGCAGCCUGAGACCACUUGAUCUAGUUCACUACAUCUGCGGUGCCCCCACCCAGGACCUGACUCUCAGUGAGAGCACCAGACUGUUGGAGCUCUCCCUCGACAACCUCUCCCUCAAGGCCACGAGGGAUGGAAAGCCUGUCUCCCCCGGGCAGAAAACUGUCUCUUUUCUUAACGCCAACAUCAACACCAAGGUGUCAUCCAGCAUGAAUGGGUUUCUUAAAGGAGAAGAUCCAAGAGAUGCAGAGUGUCUUGCAGCACUUUGUCCUUUAGAGGAGGAGAUCAUUAAGCUGCAUCUGGAGAAGCCGCACUCUGGAGGUCUGGGUUUCUCUGUGAUUGGAGGGGAGAGGGGGAUCUUUGUCAAGUCCGUCACAUCAGGAGGGGUAGCAGAGUCCUCAGGCAAACUGCAAGUGGGAGACAGGCUGCUAAAAGUGAAUGAAGAGCUAAUGACAGGUGUGUCCCACACCAAAGCUGUCACCACCAUCCGGAAAGCUAAAGGCCUGGUGCAGCUAAUAGUGUCCAGACCGCCAGACCAGAACCCAAACACAUACCUGGCCUACUUGCCCAUCAACUCUGACAAGUGCAAUGGAAACACAGACCUGAGUGAGGACAGCAGAGUGAAGAGUAAGCUGCGUACUCUCCACGAUGAGCUGAAAUCUGGUAGUUUCCCUCCAAUACCACCAAUAGACUAUGAAGAUGGUCCACUAGAGAAGAAAAGAGAGAUGGAGCACAGCGCAGAGCUUUCAGAGGACACAGACUGUGAUGGCUCAUCUUUACCUGAAGACUCCCCAGAGAGUUCCCGGAAAGUGAAAUGGCAAGAGGAAAGUGUUGAUGAUCCGAGGAAUGAAAACUAUCUGCAAAUGAGUGCCGGACAACCAGAGGAAGAUGAAAUCACGUGGGGAAGUGAUGACCUGCCUAUUGAAAACAUAGACUCCAGAUUGAGAGAUGACGGGCCAAUCAUCACGGAGGAUGAGCUGACGUCUUUGCCCCUCGUCAAAGUGGUCCCUGAUGGCCAGUACACAGGACCAAAGCUCAACACAGUGGUCAGCAUGAUGAGGGGCCUCCUGGAGCAGAAAGUCCCGCUGCAGGAGUUCGAAAAUCUUCAGAAUCUCCAGCCUCUGGAUGACUGUUUAAUAGGUCAGACGAAGGAGAACAAGAAGAAGAAUCGUUACAAGAAUAUUGUUCCCUUUGACACAACCCGAGUCAUGCUGGGCGAAGACGGGGGCUACAUCAACGCCAACUUCAUCAAAAUGUCAGUGAAGGAUGAGAACUAUAUGUACAUCGCCUGUCAGGGUCCCUUACCCACCACUCUGGGUGACUUCUGGCAAAUGGUCUGGGAGCAGAAGUCCAACGUGAUCGCCAUGAUGACCCAGGAAGUAGAGGCGGGGAAAGUGAAAUGUCAGCGGUACUGGCCAGACACACCCAGGACAGCAGAGAUGGUGGACGACAGGUUACAGAUCAUGCUGAUCAAAGACCAGCAUCUCGACAACUUUGUCAUCCGACUCAUUGAGGUCAAAGAUGUCCAGACCAAUGAAAUCCAGCAUGUAACUCAUCUGAACUACACGGGAUGGCCCGACCACGGAACGCCCUCGCAACCCGAGCACCUGCUCACAUUUAUAUCCUACAUGAGGCACGCUCAUCGAUCGGGGCCCAUAAUCACACACUGCAGCGCAGGCAUUGGUCGAUCAGGGACCCUCAUCUGUGUAGACGUGGUGCUGGGUCUCAUCAGUAAAGAUGCGGAUUUUGAUAUUUCAGACGUCGUAAGGAACAUGAGACUUCAGAGACACGGAAUGGUCCAAACAGAGGACCAGUAUAUCUUCUGCUAUCAAGUGAUCCUCUAUGUCCUCAGAUGCCUUCAAGCAGAGGAAAACAUCUCAGGAUAGUAGAAACCACAUAUCGCCGUCAUGUAGAGGCUGGAUGACUGUUUCACAAGAGCAAAACAAAAAUGGAGGAGAGUUGACACAGGCAGAAAUUGCCAAAUUACACUAUAUGUUUUUAAAAUGCCUUAAAACAUUCAGCUCUCAAGAGUACAUCCUUUAAAGAAGUCUAUAUUUUUAUGUUUGCUUUUUGAGUUCUCGCUCUUUGGCUGCUACUCUUUUUCAGUGCAUUUAUGGGAACUGCUGAUUGUAUUUCUUAUUGUCACCAACAAGAGAACACUUAUGUUUUUGUUUUUUUUUCCAGAUUCUUGGAUAUUCUAAAAUAACUCUGAAAGUGAUGAAUGACUUCGUAUUUUAUGUGGAACAAAAUUGUACUUGUGUAUUUUGAAUCCUGUUUUGAUGCUGGAACAUGCCUUGACAGAAUACUAUGUCAGUAUUUGCUUUGUAAAUCUAUUAUACAGUAAUUGCUCACUACCUGAGGGUAAAUGAUGAAAUUAAAAGUGUACAUAUUCAUCUCCUGAAAAUUAAACUGGAUACAUUUAAAAUGUUAUGUCGAGGAAAGUUUCAUUUGAAAAAUAUUAAAUAUUUUCCUGACUUUUACUUCACAUUGCCUUUUGGCAUACUUUUGAAAUUGGCGAACUUUGUUAUUGUGCGCAUUCAUGCUGUGUAAACAGUUGCCAACACAUUCCAAACUUCAUUUAUAUAAACAUUAACCUAAUACAGCUUUUCCAAGCUUGCUGACUAACAAAACCACUGAGGAAGAGAAGCUUGUGCACCUGUAGAACAGUUGAUGACUUGAAAAUGACUUUGUAUACACUACAUAGGUUACUAUACAGUAUUGCAAUAACAAAGCUUAUAAUGUUGAAUCUGUGCUGAGGCUGUCAGUGAGUGUUAAUUUAUCAUUUUUGGCUUUGUAGUUUGGGUGAUUUUCUGCAUUAUACUGGUGUUAAUUUUUCAACCCAUAGUAACGCUGCAGAAAAGCAAACAACGGCCUCAUAAUUGACCAUAAAAUUAAAUGAACAAUACAAAGACCGAUCAUUGUAGAAUUCAUAUUUUCAUUUUUUGCCUGAAUGUUGAAAUGGAAUACAUAUUGUGCAGGUGCUCA